AUGAACCAUGGUAAACAUCGAGUACAGUACGAAGCAGAUCUUAAAGCCAAAGCAAAAUACCCCAUCAACAAUUAUAUAUCAAUAAGCAGAUUGUCUGAAUCACAUGCAUACUUUGUGAAGGAGUUGGCCAACAUAUCUAUUCCCAGUAGUGUGACUGAAGCACUAAAAGACUUAAAAUGGAAAGAAGCCAUGAAUGAAGAAAUGCGAGCGCUCCAAAAUAAUGCCACAUGGGAGCUCAUAUCUUUACCUCACAGAAAGAAGACAAUGGGAUGCAUGUGGAUCUAUAAUGUGAAACUCAAAGCAAAUGGAUCCUUUGAAAGAUACAAAGCUAGACUGGUGGCAGAAGGAAUCCUACUAUCUCUAGCAGCAAAUCUAGACUGGCCACUACAUCAGUCUGAUGUUAAAAAUGCCUUCUUACAUGAAGACUUAGAGAAAGAGGUCUACAUGGAUUUACCACUAGGAUGUAGUGUAGCUCAUGAUAAGAAUGAUCAACGCAAUGGCGAAAAAAUCACUGCAUUAAUCACGUAUGUGGAUGACAUGGUCAUAACUGAGAAUGACGCAUAA
Prunus armeniaca (apricot) is the source of this 564-nucleotide messenger RNA. The record is from the annotation of a GenBank genome assembly. NCBI's taxonomy places the organism in Eukaryota, Viridiplantae, Streptophyta, Magnoliopsida, Rosales, Rosaceae.